Messenger RNA from Musca vetustissima, 768 nucleotides. RefSeq lists its product as uncharacterized. NCBI's taxonomy places the organism in Eukaryota, Metazoa, Arthropoda, Insecta, Diptera, Muscidae. The record is from RefSeq and is a predicted model, not a curated record. The coding region runs from base 1 to 768 and encodes 255 amino acids. The transcript has a single exon.
AUGCAGCAAGUCUGGUUCCUCUUCAAAUUCCUCGAAACAAUUCUCUCCGCCAUUUGCCUAAGUUUACACUUAAUGGGUGUACGGCAGGAUGUGGAACCCAUACCCCAUGUCAUUAUUUAUUGUGGCACCUAUUUUGGCUUUACCCUGAUGUCACUAUUUGGCGGGUUGGGAAUUUUGUUGGGUCGCCCUGCCAAGCCCUUAAUGGAGGUCAUUAUCAAUGGCACAGGUGCGUUAAUGUUUGUGUUGGCCUCGCUUCUAACCAUGUAUCAUGCGGAAAGGGAUUUCCAUUUAAUGUAUUUGUCGGAUUUUGAGGAGCCCCAACACGGCUUUUUUCGACAUUGUAAACAACAGAGUGUAGCCUCCCUGGCCACGGGUCUAUUAUUUUUAUUACAUUGUGUUUUUGCUGUGGAUUUGUGUUGGAUACGCCAACCCACAAUGUCGAUAUUUGAAGAUGAGAAUGAAGCGGCCCUGCAACCAUUGAGGUUAUAUUUCAUUAGUUCGAGUGUGGAGAAGUAUUUGCGGCAAUUCGAAUGGUUUUCGAGGUAUUUGGUGCACGAUGGGAGGAAGGGAUUUGAGAAGAAGUACCCACAAGCGAAUACAAUGGCUUUGAGGAGGCCGAAAACUCAUAGAGUCCAUAGGCAGCCGAGUCCAACAAGAGGGACUUCUAGGGUGGCAACGGAUAAUAUGGAAAAUUUUCAAGGAACCUCUUCACUGUCCACCACGUCCUUGGAUACCUCACAAAAUUAUGAGAAAUCGGAAAUGGUAUAA